CUGCGCUGUGUCCUUGUUAGCAAACGAGCUAGUUAGCUUCCAUAACAGGCGAGCGAAUAUGUAUCAUAUGGAAAUAUGAAUUACCGGUGCUUGAAGAUUGAAUUUGAGCGAUUUGUGUGAACCCGCUGUUGAUAACAGCACCAUGUUGCGUGUCGGGAGUAAAUCUGCCUGCAUGGCCUGCAGGAAUCUGGUCUCCACCAACAUGGGUGUGAGAUUUCGGGUACCACUGCAGAAGCUGCAUCCUUUAUCACGAGCCAUCCACCAUCGCUACUCUGGAAACACCAACCCGCAGCGACCCCCUCACCGCACGGCAGCCCGCUACUUUACCUCCAUGUCACGGUUGCCCAUGCGGCCGCCCAAGUCUCGGCCAGGGUCAGGGGGCCGUGGCCACCAGCAGCAGCGCAAUUUCUGGGUGGCCCAACUCGCUGCCCGACUGCUAAAGCUUCGAUACAUUCUGCUGGGAUCGGCAGUGGGAGGAGGGUACACCGCUAAAAAGACCUAUGAUGAGUGGAAGGACAUGCUGCCUGAUUUUAGCGAAUACAACUGGGUCAUACCGGAUUUUGUCUGGGAACUGAGUGAACAAAUAGAUCUUGAUAAACUGGCCAAAGCUCUACCAGAGAUAGAGGAAAUAGCCAAACUACUACCUGACCUCAACAAGAUAGGCGAGAACUUCACUUUCCUCAAAAGCUUCCUGUCCUCUGGUGUGAGUUUGGGUAGUGAAGUCAAAGGAGCUUCUGGUCUGCAUCUGUUGUUAGAAACUGCAGGCGAUCCUCCACUCAAAGCCACAGAUUCUUCGAAUGCAGCGACACAAGAUGGCAGCGACAAGCAAUACAAAAAGCAGGGUCUGCUUGGCGAGCUCAUUCUUAUUCAGCAGCAGAUCCAGCAGCACGAGGAGGAGGUCCGGAGGGCCGCAGCAGCCAAUAGUGCGCGCCCCCCGGCGCGUCCCCCGCCGCCAGAGCCUGCUCCCAGUCCGCCUCCGAACCCCAGUCCCCCUCAACAGAAACGCAAGUCAUCCGACAAAGAAAGGCUUGACCAGCUCCAAGAAGAACUGCUCCGUACACAGCUAAAAUAUCAGCGCAUGCUGGAAAGAGUGGAGAAGGAGAAUAAAGAGUUGAGGAAAGUGGUGCUGCAAAAAGAUGAUAAAGGGAUUCACCAAAGAAAAGUCAAGAAAUCCCUUAUCGACUUGUAUUCGGAAGUCCUGGACAUCUUGUCAGACUAUGAUGCAAACUACAACACCCAGGACCACCUACCCAGGGUGGUUGUGGUUGGGGAUCAGAGCGCUGGGAAGACUAGUGUGCUGGAGAUGAUAGCUCAGGCCAGGAUCUUCCCCAGGGGCUCAGGAGAGAUGAUGACCCGCUCUCCUGUCAAGGUAACACUCAGCGAAGGCCCCCACCACGUGGCCAUGUUUAAGGACAGUGGCCGUGAGUUUGACCUUGGCAAGGAGGAGGACCUCGCUGCUCUGAGGCAUGAGAUUGAGCUGAGGAUGAGGAAGAGUGUGAAAGAGGGACAGACCGUCAGCUGUGAGACAAUAUCCUUGAGUGUCAAAGGCCCCGGCAUCCAGAGGAUGGUUCUUGUUGACUUACCAGGAGUCAUCAGUACUGUGACUGCAGGCAUGGCGUCAGACACGAAGGAAACCAUCUUCAGCAUCAGCAGGGCUUACAUGCAGAACCCCAAUGCAAUCAUCCUCUGUAUUCAGGAUGGCAGUGUGGAUGCAGAGAGGAGCAUUGUAACAGACUUGGUUAGUCAGAUGGACCCCCAGGGGAAGAGGACCAUCUUUGUUCUGACCAAGGUGGACUUGGCUGAGAAAAACCUGGCCAGCCCAAACAGAAUCCAGCAAAUAGUGGAAGGAAAGCUGUUUCCCAUGAAGGCCCUGGGCUACUUUGCAGUUGUGACAGGAAAAGGGAGCAGUGGUGAAAGCAUAGACUCCAUUAAAGAAUAUGAGGAAGACUUUUUCCAGAACUCUAGAUUACUAAAGGAUGGCAUGCUGAAGGCCCACCAAGUGACAACAAAGAACUUGAGUCUGGCUGUCUCCGACUGCUUCUGGAAGAUGGUUAGGGAGUCUGUGGAGCAGCAAGCGGAUGUCUUCAAAGCAUCUCGCUUCAACCUGGAGACAGAGUGGAAGAACAACUACCCUCGCCUGAGAGAGCUGGACAGGAACGAACUCUUCGAAAAGGCCAAAAAUGAAAUCUUGGAUGAAGUCAUUAGUUUAAGUCAAGUGACCCCACAACACUGGGAGGCCAUCUUGCAGAAAAAGCUGUGGGAACGCGUUUCCACCCAUGUGAUUGAAAACAUCUACCUGCCUGCUGCUCAAACAACGGACUCUGGUACCUUUAACACCACCGUAGACAUCAAGCUCAAGCAGUGGACCGACAAGCAGCUUCCACACAAAGCACUGGAGGUUGCCUGGGAGACCCUGCAGGAAGAGUUUGCUCGCUUCAUGGCUGAAUACAAAGGCAAAGACCAGGACGACAUUUUUGACAAGUUGAAGGAGGCUGUGAAGGACGAAAGCAUCAAGAGGCACAAGUGGAAUGACAGGGCCAAGGACAGCCUGAGGGUGAUCCAGCACAAUGCCCUAGAAGACCGCUCCAUCACAGACAAGCCCCAGUGGGAUGCAGCCAUCCAGUUCAUGGAGGAAACCCUGCAGUCACGCCUCAAAGACACUGAUUCAGUCAUCAGAGAUAUGGUGGGUCCAGGCUGGAGGCAGAGGUGGCUGAGCUGGAUGAAUCGCACACCAGAUCAGCACAUUCGUAAUGAAACAAAAAAUGAGCUGGAGCGCUUGCUGAAGCUACACGAUGAGCACACAGCCUACUUGGCGAAUGACGAGGUCACCACAGUCAGGAAGAAUCUGGAGGGACGAGGGGUUGAAGUUGACCCUGUGCUGAUCAAGGACACGUGGCAUCAGCUGUAUCGUCGACACUUCUUGCAGAAGGCGCUGUCUCACUGUAACCUCUGCAAGAGAGGCUUCUACUACUACCAGAGGCACUUUGUCGACUCUGAGUUGGAGUGCAAUGAUGUGGUACUGUUCUGGAGGAUCCAGAGGAUGCUGGUCAUCACAGGCAACACUCUCCGACAGCAGCUCACCAACACUGAGGUGCGCCGGCUGGAGAAAAAUGUAAAGGAGGUGCUGGAUGACUUUGGGGAAGACAUGGAGAAGAAAACCCACCUCAUCACUGGCCGCCGAGUUCAGCUGGCCGAGGAUCUCAAGAAAGUUCGUGAGAUUCAGGAGAAGCUUGAAGCUUUCAUAGAAGCUCUUCACAAGGAAAAAUAAGACAACCAGAACUAUUGAAAGUAAAUAAAUGGAUAACAUCGGAGAAAUACACUGAAAAAAAGACAAAUCUGUAAAUGACCGUCAUCUCAUCCUGACCUUGGCCUCACCGCUCCUCAUCUGAUUUUAAUAUCCACAGCUUGGAUACCUGUCCCCCCUUUGAAACUGAUGAUGAAAAGAUGGACCUGAACUGAAGGACACAGUUUUCAAGCUUUAUCUUUUGGUUUUCCUUUCUUUUUUUCUUGCAAACUGUCCUGGGUAAAGAGGGGGGGGGGGGGCUUCUGCACAGGAGCCCAAUCACAGAGAGAUCACAAGGAAAAUGAGAAGCAUGCACGCCCUUAUCGGACAUCUCACUUCUCAUUUUCAUUAAAGGAGGAUUGUGUACAUGUUAAUCUCCCCAGUUAUGUUUUUCUUUUCCAGCUGAUGGUGUUUGUGAGAGUGUGUUCACUGAUGUCAGCUUUGGCGCUGUUCCUGAUUAGUGAAACUUAUAGCUUUUACCUCGCCUGGUACUUCUAAAAUACGCCACGACACACAAGAAUUUGCCUAUAUUUAACAUUAACCCGUUCCUUUUAGUUGCACUUGGCAUCCAAAGCACUUCAGUUAUCCCUCUGAGCAGCAGCUAAGCUCUACAUAUAUGCUCCAUGUACCGCUAAAGAGGAGCAGCAGAUGCCCUCACUUAAACUAUAAGAGUAGAAAGUAGCUGCCUACUUCAAUAUUCAGCUUCCUUCUCAUCAACGCUCCGCAUUGUAACUCCACAACAACUCACUCACUGACGGAAUAAGACCAGCUCUGAAGGUGUCUGAUACGAUAGCAUGUAUAGCUUUAUUUCUUUUCUUUUUUUGAUCGAAUGGGGUUUUAUUUGACUGGUGUGUAAAUAGGUCUGCCAAAUGCACACGCUGUCCUGGUCAUGCCAUCUUUUUGUUUCAGUAUUCGUCUAGUGUUUGUGAUGUUUGCACUUUCACCAUUGGACUUUAACAUUUCAUCCAUACUCUCCCCAUGUCGGAAUAAGGGAGCAUAUGUUUCCAAACGAAAGAAAAAUCGGACAUCCUCUUGAUAGAUUAACAAAUGUAAUCAAACACCAUUUCAGGAUGCUUAUAAAUUGUUUAGACACAUUAUUAAACUAGCAUGUACAUUUGAUUUGAUUUUGAAAAGCUAUGACGCUGUCAGUUCCACUUUAUGUCUCAACUUCAGACCUGGUUUUCGUCUUUAGCGCACUAAUGUCCAGUCCUUCUUGAUCAAAUGGUCUGGUCGCACAGGGGAAGGUGGGUUAUCCCAAUGUUUGCCAUCUGCACCAGCUGUGAUGGUUUGACAGAACAGUUAUGGCCAUGUACAUGUUUACAGCACAGGUGCACGGCCUUUCUGUGAUGAUAGUAUUAAGACCGUCGGCCUCUUGCUGCUUGGCUGGAGGGAUGAGAUCAAACACCUGAAAACCAAGGGAAUGAAAAUAUCCCUGUAAAUGAACAGAAGUUAUCCUCAAAAUUAAGAAAAAAAGUAAAUAUCUAACGUGCUUGGUGGGUAAUUUUAACCUGAAAGCGUCUCACUGAUUCUUCUCACUGUCCAGGGCUGCAUGUUUCUGCACUGCUCCCAAUGUUUUGCUUUUUACUCAUUCUUGUCUCGAACUCCUUAUUUCACAUCCACCACCAUCGUUUGGACUAUUCGGACUCUUUCAAUCUCCCAGAGACAUCCACUCGCUCUUCCCUUGCUUGAAAAACUGUCUGUUGUACCCAAAGUGGGGUUCUAGACUGCGUACAACCUAUUCACUCAUUCAUGUGUAUAUUGGUGUGUGUAUACAUGCAUACUGUACAUACAAACAAUAGAUGGUGCAUUCUGUACAGCUUAAGUUAACACAAAGUCAUGGAGCUGCUAUGAUGUACAGCACAUGUAUGCAGAGUGAACAACUUGUGUCACAAUAUCUGUGAGUUUGUUCAAAAAAAUGUUUUACGUUGUAGAAAGUAAUGUUUGCAUGGUAUACCCCAUCAGAUGUGCUUUAUUUAUUGCAUUUGUGUUUAAAAGAGAAAAAUAAAAUUGACAAAUAAAGAUGACCUUUUUCA
Messenger RNA from Pseudoliparis swirei, 5316 nucleotides. It is a transcript of the gene opa1, whose product is annotated as OPA1 mitochondrial dynamin like GTPase. Gene Ontology annotation, biological process: mitochondrial fusion. Lineage: Eukaryota; Metazoa; Chordata; Actinopteri; Perciformes; Liparidae. Gene Ontology annotation, molecular function: GTP binding; microtubule binding; GTPase activity. The record is from RefSeq and is a predicted model, not a curated record. Gene Ontology annotation, cellular component: microtubule; mitochondrial membrane; cytoplasm. The coding region runs from base 143 to 3268 and encodes 1041 amino acids. The transcript has 31 exons.